CUGCAUCAUUCCCAUCAUUCAUCUCACACCAAACGACAUCCCCCCUUUACUUCAAGAUGCCACAGGAGCAUGAGCACCAUCAUUUACUCGACAUCAACUCUCGGCAGGAUGACUCUCAUCACAGCAGUAAGGACCACUCUGCAUUCGUCGGACAGGCGGACACUGCACACAAUCAUCAUGAACCCAUCUCCACCAAUAAAUACUCCAAGCGUGCACAAGACCGGACCACACAACCAUCGCUCUGGAACACAAAGGAAUUUUAUUUCUAUUACCUGGUUUUUGCAUUCUGUAUACCCUACAUGUUCCGGACUGCACAUGAGGCCAGCUCAGAGGACAACCCGAACUAUGAAAAAUACAAAGACCUGCUCUCAGAUGGCUUCUUUGGCUACAAGGUGGACAACAGCGAUGGGCAGUACGCAGGGUUCCGCAACAACCUCCCAAUAUUAGUCGCCGUCGUCUGCAUCUACAUCCCACUCAGCCAUCUCUUCCGAUCCAUCUUUGUUCCCUCGACAAUGGCGCUCAAGAACCCUCAGCAGCCACUAUACCGAACCUAUUUCUUUUUGAGCUUCUCCCUCAUAUAUCUGUACUUUAUGUAUGGCAACAGUAUUAUCAAGAUCGGGGCGAUCGUCACUACGAACUAUGUUAUUGCCAAGAUUGGAAGGGGCGCUAGAUGGAUGCCUGUGGCGACAUGGGGCUUCAAUCUGGCGGUCCUGUUUUUGAACGAGGGAUAUGGCGGAUAUAACUUUGCAGACCUUCAUGAUUCUCUUGCUUGGUUGGAUGAGAACAAAGGCAUGAAUAGGCGGUGGGAUGUCAACUUUAACUUCACAAUGCUGCGCCUUGUCUCCUUCAACCUCGACUACUUUUGGUCGUUCAACGCGCCUCGCGAGAUUCUGAUGGAAGACCGCGAUAGGGCGCCUAAUAAUGACAAAGACCGUGUGUCGAUUCCUGCCUUGGCAGAGGAUUACUGCUUCAUCUACUAUCUUGCCUAUGCGUUGUAUGCGCCACUCUACAUUGCCGGCCCCAUUAUGACCUUUAACGACUUUAUCUCACAGUUGCGGUACCCGAAGACGAUCCCGAUCAAGGCGCUAGGCAUGUGGAUAGGCCGCUUCAUUUUUGCGCUCCUUAUCAUGGAGUUUACCAACCACUACAUGUAUAUGGUUGCGAUCAGCAAGCGCCAAGCCUGGGAUGACGACCCCAUCCUCCAGAUCUGCAUGAUCGGCCUCUUUAAUCUGGUGCUGAUCUGGCUAAAGCUUUUAAUUAUCUGGAGGUUCUUCCGACUAUGGGCUUUGCUGGAUGGAAUCGAGGCGCCUGAGAACAUGAUCCGAUGUGUGAUCAACAACUAUUCCGCCUUGGGCUUCUGGAGAAGCUGGCACAAAAGCUUCAAUCUGUGGAUCAUCCGCUACGUCUAUGUGCCCCUAGGAGGAACGCGCUACGCGAUGUAUAACAUCUGGGUCGUGUUUACGUUUGUUGCGAUCUGGCAUGAUAUCCAACUGAGACUUCUCGCAUGGGGCUGGCUCAUUUCGCUGUUCAUCCUGCCAGAGAUCAUUGCUGGACGCGUUUUUACCAAACAAAAGUGGGGAUCCUGGCCAUAUUAUCGCCACCUAUGUGCGCUCGGAGCAGUGGGCAACAUUCUGCUGAUGAUGAUUGCCAAUCUUGUCGGAUUCUGUAUAGGUCUGGAGGGUGUCAAGCACAUGAUCUUGGACUUGUUCGCAUCUGUCCAUGGCUGGAUGACCAUGCUAGGUUGCUGUGGGGCCAUUUUUGUUUGCGCACAGAUCCAGUUUGAGGUCCGUGAGGCUGAGAAGCGGCGAGGCAUCUUUUUGAAUUGUUAGAAAACUACGCACCCAUAUCUUUUCUAGAAUUACAGAGCAGUACAAAUU
Molecule: messenger RNA, 1877 nt
Organism: Gamsiella multidivaricata
Lineage: Eukaryota; Fungi; Mortierellomycota; Mortierellomycetes; Mortierellales; Mortierellaceae
Product: MBOAT, membrane-bound O-acyltransferase family-domain-containing protein
Exons: 6
Coding region: 57-1829 (590 amino acids)
Biological process (GO): GPI anchor biosynthetic process
Cellular component (GO): endoplasmic reticulum
Source: RefSeq, a predicted model, not a curated record